Paramecium primaurelia is the source of this 1181-nucleotide messenger RNA. Lineage: Eukaryota; Ciliophora; Oligohymenophorea; Peniculida; Parameciidae. The record is from the annotation of a GenBank genome assembly.
AUGAAAUACUCGAUUAGUUCUUUUGAUUCUCUUUCUUCUAAGGCUAGAUCUCUGUUUUUAUCAAAGAAAUUUGAAUACUCUUUCUAUGUCAAGUCUUUUUGCUAGAUAAUUUUGAAUUAUUAUAGUAAUUGUUUGUAUAUCUUAUUUAGAUAACACUAAUUGAAUCAUUUAUUAUUUUUCUGUUAAUUUUUCUAGGAUUUCAACUGUUAAACCUACUAAAUUUUUAUGAUUAAUCAAAGCUUUCUAUUAAAAUCAAAUCUAUCUUGAAAAUUAUUAGAAAAGAAGAAAUUACUAAAAGAAUAUGACUAAGAUAUUUUAAAUAAGACUCUAUAGAAAUUAGAAUAUGAUCCUCUAAAUACAAAAUAAAUCAGAUCAAAAGAAACACUUUUGGUUACUAACAAAAUUACUAUAGUCAAAUAAAAAAUUUAGACCUCAGAUUCUAAAGGGAAUUUUGCUGCUAAACCAAACAUGGCUUUUGCAGAUUCUUUUCGAACUAUGGAACCAAUUCAAGAAAAAAAGGUUAAAAUCUAGAAAAAUACAGAUGAUGAUGAUGAAAUAGAUAUAAGAAUAAUUGAUGGAAUAUAACGUGCUGCAUUAAUUAGAGUAUAUUGUUCUAAAUAAAUUACUUUAUUUGAUAAUAAAGUUAAAAUACCGAUUGUUCUUUUGGUUUAAUCUCUACCUCAAUAUAGAAUUUUAUGUGAAAAGAUUGAUAUUACUAAACUUCAUAAUGCUUAAGAAACAAUUCAAUUUUUAUCUUCAAAUCAAGAAAGAAAGAUCAUAUUUGAUUAGGUUAUAUUGAAACUAUGUGAAUAUACAUAACAUUUGAAAGAAUUAAGUGAAAAACUUAUCAAACAAAAAAAUAAAAUAGUAGCUUAAAAGUUUGAUAAAGACAAUGCUUCUUUCUUAAUCUUGCAUCAAAAUCAAUUAGAAUAAAUUUUAAAAGCAAGAAAAUAGAGUUUCGCAUUUGAUGCAUGAUAUGAUAAUAAAAGAAUGGGUAAACUAGUAAUCUUAUUUGGAAUGGUGGGGAUUAAAUAAACAGGAUCAUAAUUUACAUUUUCUAAUUUCAUAUAGAAGUUUAACAAAUUCAAAAUGAUUAAAUUUAUGAAAAAGUGAUACUUUAAAAACCUUAAAGCAAUCCUAAAUUAUAUUAAACUAUAAAUUCAUUAGAAUAGAAGAAGGAC